This is a messenger RNA of Pocillopora damicornis (cauliflower coral), 2117 nucleotides long. Its product is annotated as F-box only protein 21. NCBI's taxonomy places the organism in Eukaryota, Metazoa, Cnidaria, Anthozoa, Scleractinia, Pocilloporidae. Gene Ontology annotation, molecular function: DNA binding; protein binding. The record is from RefSeq and is a predicted model, not a curated record.
UGUUUACCCCUAUUCCAUGACUUUCCCUCCAGUGACGAACGAACCCCACCUUGUUCUGAUAAUUCCAGUAGCCAUUUUAAUGGUUAUCAGCGAAAGACUGGGACUCGAGGCUUCGAUGUUUCAAGAUGGAGGUCGGCGACGAAAUCCGCGAGAGACAGUAUGAAAGCAGUUUGUUGCUGUUGGCGGACGAACUAAUUGACAUGGUGCUAUCCUGCCCUUUAAUAGAUCAUAAGGACUUAUGCUGCUGUGCUCAAGUUUGCACACGUUUGAACACUAUUGCAACUGGAAAUGAACUGUGGAAGAGGAAGGCCCUCUCUAGAUGGCGGUUUUGGAAAAGCAUGCCCAAAGAAAACUGGUGUGCAGUUUACAGAGACAGGCUGUUAACUGAACUUAAAAUCCUUUCUGCUUUAGAGAGUAUGUCAAAGAAAUAUUACAACAACCCUGAGGUUCACAGGAGAGAGUUUGACACAUUUGUGUAUUUAGGAAAUGAAAAUCCUGUCAUGUCGUGUCAUGUAAACAAUACUCUGAGUGAACUUUUACAAGGAAAUGAUUGUGAAGUCAAUUUGACACACAGACACUAUGCCAGAAAAGUACAAUCCCAGCUGAAAAUUUUUUCUAUUAAGGACGAGUGGAAGAAAUUUCUGGCAUUACAAGAACAACAACAACAUCUUGAGAAAGGUGCUAUGUUGGUUGUAAGAUGGAUUCUCAAUGAAGAGGAUAUAAAUGAGAAUGAGACUUUCUCAGAACUUGAUAGAAUUGCACAGAUGGUAAAGGAGAAUCUGCAUGGCUCCAACAGCAGUACACACACAGCACCCUUAAUCCCGCUGGAGGAGCAAAUGACACAGAGUAAUGAGGGGCUGACCUCAGUUACACAUCCUGCAGCUUGUUUGAGAAUAUUGGCUUGUCUGAAGCAAGUUUUGUAUCAUCAGCUUCAGUUUAAAGGCUGUGUGGAUGAAUAUUAUAAAAAGGAGAACUCGAUGCUCUUUCAGGUUGUUAAAAAUAGAACUGGUAAUCCCAUCACUUUGUCAGUUUUGUUCACUGCUCUUGCAAGGAGACUUGGGGUUACAUUAGAACCAAUAAAUUUUCCAAAUCAUUUCUUGUUGCGGUGGAGAUCUAACAUGGACCCAAAGGCAGAUCCUUCUACAGUAUAUAGGUACAUUGACUGCUUCAAUGGUGGAAAUUUCUUAACUGAAGCUCAAUGUGUGGAUAUGCUUUUAUCACCCUUGGCAAAUGUACGAAGUUUUGGUAAUGCACUGUUUGUUAGGGCUUCGCCUACACAGGUAUUUAUUCGCAUGGUGGCCAAUAUCAUAAAUAGCUACAGAAUGGAAGAACACCCAGGUGGUCGAUUGAGUGGUCUGCAUUCUGCUCUUGACCUGAUGCUGUUUCUUGAUCCUAAUGAUGAAGACAGCAGACUGCUGUUGGCCAGAAUACAGGUUCAUCUAGGUAUUGACUUAGAAGAGGCAAUUGACAGUCUUCAGAUCCUACAGAGCAGUGCAAACCAAGUGCGUAAGGGAAUAUUGGAUAAUCUCCUUGAACGAGCCAAUCAGAAAAAGAGAAUGCAGGAUUUGGGAGAAAAUCUUCCCCCUCCAAAACUAAGAUCUGAUCCAAGGAAUUCUCAAGUUGGAUUUAAAGUUGGAAUGGUGAUGAGGCACAAGCUGUAUCAUUAUGGUUGUGUUAUUUAUGGAUGGGAUCCUGUUUGUGAAAUGGAUGAGUCCUGGAUUCAGCGAAUGGGUGUUGAUCAAUCACCUGGUGGCCGCAAUCAGCCUUUUUACAAUGUGCUGGGUGAUGAUGGCUCACAAAGAUAUGCUGCACACAUUAAUCUGAAAGAAGAUCCUAAUCAGCCUUUGAACCCCCAUCCUGAACUUGGAAAGUACUUCAAAGGUUUCACCGGAACCAGAUACAUUCCAAAUGAAUGUCUUCAAUGCCAGUACCCUGAGGAUGUUGACAAUUGAUCUAAACUUAACUAUUCAUUUCAACAAAACAUAUUUUCAAUGAAAUAUCUGUGUACUUAAGGAAAACACUCUCAUCGAUAUGAUGUUAUGUGCAAUAUUAUAUCCCUACACAGAUUGGUUUUUAUAAACCAUAAAUUCCAAGAUUUUCUCUGGUGAAGGGCUAAC